This is a messenger RNA of Hydractinia symbiolongicarpus, 6949 nucleotides long. Its product is annotated as NBAS subunit of NRZ tethering complex-like. Gene Ontology annotation, cellular component: endoplasmic reticulum membrane; Dsl1/NZR complex. NCBI's taxonomy places the organism in Eukaryota, Metazoa, Cnidaria, Hydrozoa, Anthoathecata, Hydractiniidae. The record is from RefSeq and is a predicted model, not a curated record. Gene Ontology annotation, molecular function: SNARE binding. The transcript is spliced from 52 exons. Bases 90 to 6938 code for a protein of 2282 amino acids. Gene Ontology annotation, biological process: retrograde vesicle-mediated transport, Golgi to endoplasmic reticulum.
GCAAUAUCCAGCAAUAUGAAAUGGUUAAUAUGUAUACUAUUUAACUUUAGCAUGUUAUAAAAAAUGGUAAAAUAUGCAUUGGUUUCAGCAUGAGUGAACAAAUUUUAUAUGAUUUGAUUGUAAAUGAAGAGUGGGUGAAGGAGCCACAAAUUUUGAAUGAAGUUGAAAAUUAUUUCUGGCAGCACCGCGGCUCUUUGUUUACAAAACUGUGGAAAGUUACACAAGGAUCAGCAUCAUACCUGUUUCAAGUGUUAAAAACACAAUUAAGGUAUCAAACAAGUUUUGGCUGCCCACCUCACCAUUUUAUUAAUCUAAUAAACAACAGUUUACCAUGGACCAUUUCUUUAUCAAGAAACGGUAGAUUUGUUGCAGUGCUUUUGGAUGAUAACAUUGAGAUAAGAACGGCUUCAGAUAACUUUUCUACUAUAGUUGCAAAUUGUAAAGUUGCACAGGAUGUUUUACCACAAUGGAGAAAACUUGCAUGGAAUGAUGACAACUCCUUCCUCGCUUAUUCAAACAGUUUUGGUGAUGUCACCUUAUUUGAUAUAACUGGUACACAGACUUGCCUCAUAUCACAAGUGAAAACAGGAAGUUUAAAUGUGCGUGGAAAAUUAAGUCAAGCUGUUGCAUUCUUACACUUUACCCCUGCAGAUGAUUCAUCUUGGAAAAGUAUAUUAUAUAUUGGAACAUAUCAAGGCUACUUGAAGUGCCAUUACAUUCAUGAAGACGGUACAUCGAAAGAAAAAUGCUCAUUCUCUUUCACUACAAUUCAUCCGUAUGGUGUAUCGUCCAUUGUUUUUGACUGGAAAAAUAAUUUGCUUAUUGUUGCUGGAAAUUAUGGCAAGGAGCCUUUUCAGUCUUCAGAAGAACAAUGUUAUGCUUCUCAUUGUGCAAUCAGUGUUUGGAGGUUAUUGACAGACUUUCCAUACUUUAAACUUGUUGAAGACCGGAGCAAGGCCCUUAAAAAACUGUCAGGAAAGGAAUAUUUAAAAAAGUUUGUCAACAUACAUAGAAGACAGGAUAAUGAGUUGCUGAUGUGCAGUGUUUUCAAAAUUGCACUAUCACCGGAUGCAACCAGGUUAGUAUCACUUCAUAUUGAUGGUCGAAUCUCUGUUUGGCACAUACCAUCUGCGAAACUUGAGCAAACAUGGCACAAGUCUGAACAGCCUGAAAGGGAUACAGAAUCGAGUGGUUUCGAAUCUAAAGCAAAGAAUGACUUUCUUACAAAUGUGAUUGAUGUAAACUGGUGGUCUGAAAAGGAGUUAAUAUUAGCAUCAGGAAAUGGAGAUGUAACAAUAUCUUCAAUUGAAGAUUUAAGGAAUCUACUUGGCGAUAGUCCAGAAAAGUUUGACAACUGGCCAAUGUUAAGUCAAGCUGUUGAUGGUUGUGUUUUAGUUUUGGAGUGUGAACGAAUUAUUAGUGAGCAGGGUGAAAAAAAUAAGGCUCCAGAGACAACCAAAUGGUUGAGCGAACAUGACGAGGAGGAAGAUUAUUCGUUCAGAUCGAAAAUAAAAGAAUUGAUAAAACAGACAUUGUAUUUUCUAACAGAAGCAAAUAGAUUUGCUCCAGCAAUAAAAGCACCAAGAAUUCUUUCUGAUACAUAUCGAUUAGUUUGUUUAAAACGUACAACACCUGAAGGAUUGUACAUUAGAAAGAUUGAACUUGAACAUUACGGUGAAGCAUUAGACCUUGCACAAAGGUUUAACCUUGACACUGAUUUGGUGUAUCAAAAACAAUGGCGAAAGAAACCUGUUACAAAGAUAAGCAUUCAUGAUUACUUGACAAAGGUUAAAGACCGGUAUUGGGUAUUAGAUGAAUGUUUACUUCGUAUACCCGAUGAUUUUGAUGCCAUGGAAGAGUUGUUAAAGUAUGGUUUGCUUGGCACGAGUUGGGAAGUGUUUCAAGUGAUCGACAAAACUGAUAAAAAUCUCAAAUUUGUUGUGGAAAAAAAAUCGAAUGAAGGCUUGGAGGAAGAAAAGGAAGAUAUUAUUUUUACUGGGGCUUUAUCACCACAGCAACUUAAAUUGUGUGGGUAUCGAUGGCAGUUGUUACAGUUUUUGGAUCGCCUAUCAACAUACGAGGUGAUUCUUGGUGGUUCAUUUAAAGCUAGAGAUAAAUUCUCAGCAAAGUACUUUUCAAAAUUCCGCUCCUGUAAUAUUGUACACCAAGCUAUAGAAUACGCAAGAGAUGAAGAUUCCAUUGCAUUAGAACAUUUAUUUUCGUAUCAUGGAAAGGAUGUGUUGCCCCAUUGGUUGCCCCUGCUUUCAAACUUUCCGGAAACAACAAAUUUAAGGGACUUUGAGCCCGUUAUUCCAGAAAUAGGUGAAACUUCAGAAGAUCCAGAAAUUCUACCAUGGCUGGAGAAAAACCAUCGUGAUGAAGACUGGGUUGAACAAGAAUCAAUAAUGAAGCAAAUACAAAACGAUUUGAGUCAAGAACAAAAUUUAGGAGAAUUUAUUUAUGAAGCGCAACCUGAAUUAAUGGAGUUUAAAAACUGUGAGAAGAAAAAUGUGUUAGAACGAUGGUUUAAAACAAGAAUAAAUGAAAUCGACGUUAAGUCACAACAAAUUGAUAAAUGUCUGGAACUUGCGAAACUUGGUUUAAAGCGAGGUCUAAGUGGAUUGAAAGAAUUACGGGAUAAUUUAGAAAUAAUGUAUACCCUUGUGUACGAUGUUGUUAUAAACAAAAGUAUCCAUGUGACAGACUUUUUUGAGAUGGAUGAUCUCUCGAAGAUGAAAUUGUUAAUGUCGAAGACAACAGAGACAACGUUUAUUGCAGAUUUCAAGACAUACCUAAGGCCUUACUUGGCUAGUGUUAGCAGAAAGUCAUAUAAAAAGAAACAAGAAUUAUUGCAUCGAUUCAUGACUGAUAUUGCUAAGUCUGAUUUGUCAUGCUGCUUAAAACUAUUUCAGCAAUGUUCUCCAGAGAUUGCUGAGCCGUUAAUUCCGGAUGUUGCGGAGCAAAUAAAGUUAGCAAUAGAUUGCAUUUAUGCAUGUAUGCGUGAUGAUCAAUUGAACAUGGCGUUUGAUAUCGUUGAAUGCUUACCAUCUCGCGAGGAAGGAAUUAUUUCAUCCCAGAUUGAAGAGUUGCACACUCAAUUAGAUCAAUUAGAACUGAUCCUCAGUGGUGUUGAAAUUUUGGAAUAUUAUAGUCAUCCAAAAACUAUAUCCUAUGUUAAUGAAACUAAAUCAAAUGCAGUCACCGCUAAAGAACUCCUUCAAAUUUUGAUUAAAAACACAACAAAUAAAAAAACGUCAGCAAAACCUGCUGAUUGGAAUACGCUGCUUAAACAUUCAAUUAAACUAGUCCAGGAUGUUUACACUUGCGUAGAUGUCAAAACAUGCCACCAGAUCUUUGUUGAAGGCCUUCUUCAAUCAGAAGUAAAACAAACAAUCAACCUUGCAAAGGAACUGCUGAGUCCUAUGAAACAGGGUGGGCCUCAUCACUCAAGUGAAGCACAUUUAAAGUCAGCAUUAUGUAUUCUACCUUACGAUGUUUCCGUUAAAGUGGUUGUUAACGCUUCCCAGUUAUAUUUUAAUGCUGCGUCUUCUCUUAAUGAUGCAUUGAUGGAUCUUGCAAGGUUGUGUUUAUCAUUUAUCACACAGAAACCAGACAUUAUUCAAGAUGAACUCAACCUUAUCAACUGUUUGCAGCUGCUGUAUGAUUUUAAUGUAACCAUGUUACCGCUGCAUGUUCGUGUUUGUCCUGACAAACUGGAGCUUAUUGAACUUUGCCUAAAGGAAAAAAGUUCGAAUUAUAAAAAGAUUGAGAAACUUUUAAAGAUCGGAGAUUUGUUAAAAAUUUGUGGGGAAGACACCAAAGAACGGUAUGGAAAAAUUAGAAUUAAAAUUGCAGUGGAAGCAUUUGAGAACCAAGAUUACUUAUUUACUUCUGCUCUUUGUCAUCGAUUGACUGACGAUGGUUAUGAACCUGCUUGGGAAAUUUGUCGUAAACUUGGCCAGUGUAAUGAUUACAUGAAUUACACAUCAAGACAAAAGCUUUUAAGCUUCGUGUUGACCUACUGUCCCAUCUAUCACAUUGAAGAUAUUUUAAAUGAAAAGACAUUGCUGGAAACACAGAUAUUAUAUGAGAAACUAAGUGAACAUAUUAAAGAUGAGGAACAAGACUCAGAAGAUAUUGUUGAUGGGAAUCAAUCUUCAAUUAUAAAAAAGACAAGGACACAAACAAAGAAACUAAUAUCUGGUGUAACAGACACGAAGUGGGUAAGUGAUGCAAUGAAAUGGGUUCAAACCAGCAAGAACGUAUCACAUAGUACCGUGCAAGAUGAUACGUUCAGUACAGUUGAAUAUCCUCCAUUUUACCAAUCAUUAGCUAAAAGGAAAUUGGAUAACAAAGUCAAGAUGGGUCUUCAAGAAUAUUUUGAUUGCUUAGCUGGCUUGGAAAGUGAAGUCAAAGUCACAAAUAGUCUCCUUUUGAGGAGUCAAAAAUUAUCUGAGCGCAGAGCUGAAGGAGAAGUUAUUGAGGAAACUGAUGAAGCACUUGUCAAUCUAGCUGCUGGUGAGUUUAAACAAGACAGUCUGUUGAGUAUUGCAUAUAUGAUGGCAUUAUCUUCGCCCAACUUGGUAGCAGAAGUGUUCAACAAACAGCGAAGAACAAAAUUCAACUUCAUCUUUGCAGCCUAUUACCACGCUCUACAACUCUACACUAAUGACAAUUCGCUGGCUUCAAAAUCCAUAGCUGAUGUGUAUUCUACUGAACCAAAACAAAUCUUAACUUACAUGUUAAAGAGGUUUGGUAACGAAGAUGAAUUAGCUAAACACGAGUCAGGGAGAUGUUUAAUCACCAAUUUGACAAAUUUGUCGGAUCUGUUACAGGCUCAUAUGUUACAAGAUUUAGAUAAAGGAGUUGAUAUUGAACGUUUUGCAGUUGAUAAUGAAUACAAGAAAGAAACAAUCCUUGGCCUUGCUAUGAGUACCGAAGAGACACUGAUGGAUACUUGCAUUCUAUUGGCUGAUAAAUAUGAUGUGGAAUUAUGGGAAGUUAUGUUGUCACAUGUUGAAUUUUUAUUUACAGACAGUGGUUUGAAAGCAAAGGCUAUCCGUGACGACCUUAAUAAAUGGAACAUCGAAAACACGUUGAAAGGGAAAGCUGACAAAGUGUUUGAUCGACUGAAGAAGUAUGUUUAUCCUGAACUAGAUGGCAAUGAUCACAACAUUCUGUUGCUGUUUUACGUUUUUCUGUUGAAUUGCACUUCUCCAACGAGAGUACUCGAGGGAAAACUGAAUCUGGAUGCACAUGUUAAGCUUCUUAAGAAAAUAAAAGCGGCAGCUCCGUCUCUGGAUUACAAAGCAUUGAUUCAUGGUAAUGCACCAUUAGAGGUCAUUAAAACCUCAGUGAAGGAGAACAAUGUGCACCUACUUGCAAAGAUUGCAUCGAAGAUACCUCAGAGCGACGGCAGUUUCUUGACAGCUAACAAAGUAUUCCUCGCCUACAUGAAAAACGCAUUCUGGCAACCUGAUAAAAACACAGAGAAGCUCGACUGGUUGCAUCAUUUUGAAUCCUGCCAAAAGUUUCUCCCUAAAAUCAACACCAUGGAUGUAGUUGAGUUCUUUGACCAUAUCAUCUUCUCAGAAAACGCUUUUGACUUGCUUACCCAUGACGUUCGAAUAGAGAUUACUAACAGACUUUUGAAGUACAUGAGACAACAAAAAGGUGCCGAUGAAGAAAAAUUGAAAGGCCAAGAUAAUAGGGAUGAAGUUUUAGGAGAGUACGAUGCAGUAUUAACACAUUUACAAGAAGGUUUGAAACAUUUGAACACCUUACAAAGUGAUGUAUUUUGGAAAUUAAUGAAUUCAGAAAAGGAGACACGGAAGACUUUUGCUAAAAAUUACGAUUUGUCAAAAGGCGACGGCCGUGAAAUUCAAGAUUUAUGUUCUCGCAUGUUUCAACAAUUCGAAUCACCCGAACUGAUUGCUUCUGUACUGUCUUUAAAUGGUCAAGCCCAACAAAUUGGUACUGUUCUGCAAAAUACACUGCAAGUGAUGUUAGGUGAACUGCAGAAAACAAGUGACAGCUCAAACUUCAAAGAACUCGUCAAAACAAUCAAAACCUACAACAAAGAUAGUGGCACAGAAGUGGGUGUUGUCGACUUCUUAGAAGUGGUUCGACCAUUUUGUUCGGAUGUAAACGUGAGCACGGAAUUAAAAUCUACCGUAUUGCACCUACUUGAAGAAGCGUUUCAGUUGAGUGGAGAGGAUGUUUUCUUAUUGUUGUAUUUCCAGUCAGAAGCGAUCAUAUCCUCGAAAUGGGCAAUUAAGAUCCGCGAGGAAGACAUUGAUACGGACACAAAAAGGUAUGAAAUGUUCUGUAAAUUACACAGUGAAACUACGUCAUCAGAACAAGCGUAUGGACUGGAGCAACUUCUGGCAUCAUGGCCGACACUAUCAGUCACCAAAAACAGUGACGAAAGUCCCGAGAAAAAACCUUGGAUGAAGUUGCUGCUAAAGCUGAUUAAGCUUCAAGAAUACAGUUCAGUGAUUGACGUCCUGCACAAAUCAAACCUGCAAAGCAGGUUAACUAAGCAGGACUAUCAACACAUUUACACAAAGUUGAAGCACGAGAAUUUUCUACUUGCGCUAAAAGUGAUGUUGUCAAGUUCGUACGAUUUUUGUUAUGAUGAGACUUUUGAUGAUAUCAGCAUGUUAAAGGUUGAUGAUUUCGAUACUGAAUUGCUUGAACUUUUGCUGGAAUCGAAAACAUUCCAUCGAACAUCUAAUUCUCACAUAUUCGAGACAGCGAUGCAGAAGGUCGUAUCGAUCGAUAAUCCUGUAAUAGUCGAAACAGUCGUAACACAACUAUCAGAAGCUGGUUUGGAAGCCGAAGCUGGAAGUUUAAUGUUACGUUUCAAUCAAACACACGCUUCUUUAUACACUCUUCAAAAUGCUUUAGAAUUUAUAAAAACAAAAUUUAGUCGAUAAUAUUAUGGAAA